GCCCCAGGACACUCAUUCGGGAGCCCGAGGCGUCCAUAGUGUCGGACCCAGGCGUCCGGGACCUCUGUCCCGCGUCUUAAGAGACCCGCAAGUCCUGGCUCCCGCGCAGAGUCCGGGACCUGAUGCCCAGCGCCCCCUUCUGGAGGAGGCGGGGGCUCGGGAAGUCAGCCCCGAGGCUGGAGGCCGGUCCCGCGCCCGGCUUCGAAGACCGUAGGAUUUGUGGCCGUGCAUCCCUGCCAUGGGGUCCCAACUCUGAGUCCGAGACCCCCUCCUGGAGCCACUUGGGGACAGGAUCUCGCGCCUCGACUUAGGGCUGCAACAUCCAUCACCUCCAGGAGACCGAGAGUUAGCCAGUCCUUGCGGUCCCUCCCGGAGGUGACUUCAUCCCAGCCCCUCGGGUUCUGGAAACUCUGGAGUCCCGGUGCCCCCCGACAACACACAGCCCUACCUAGAAGACUGAGGAAUUUGGGUCCCCAGCGCCCUGUUCUGAGACUCGAGUAGAGGGUUGCAGCAUCUUCUAAUUAGAACACCGAGACUUCGGACUCCGGAUCCCAACUCUCCCCGGAUUCUGGAGUCCAAGAACCCCAAGUUCACGACCUUAAGCCUGGGUUGUGAGCCUCCCCCGGGACCGCGCGUUACCGUGCAGACGCGCGGGACUCCCGACCUCAAGGCCCGUGGCUCCCCGGGAGGUCCGAGUUGUGCCCCUCAGCCAUGCCAGAGGGAGCCCGGGGACUCAGCCUGUCCAAACCCAGCCUUAGGCUGGGGUGUGGUCACCAAGGUGAAGUUUGCGACUGCGCAGCUGUGAGUGAUACUCCAACAGCAGCUCCUGCAGCCCCCAACAUGGCUUCUCCAAGGGGCUCUGGCAGCUCCACCUCUUUGAGCACCGUGGGCUCUGAAGGGGACCCAUCUCCAGCCUGCUCAGCCUCCAGGCCAGAGCCCCUGCCAGAGCCCCCCAUACGCCUGCACCUGUCACCAGUGGGGAUCCAGGGGUCAGUGAAACUGUCCAUGCUGGAACGGGUGGCCAGGGAGAUUGUGGAGACAGAGCGGGCAUAUGUCCGGGACCUUCGCAGCAUCGUGGAGGAUUACCUGGGCCCUCUGAUGGAUGGCAGGGCCCUAGGGCUGAACGUGGAGCAGGUGGGCACUCUGUUUGCAAACAUCGAGGACAUCUAUGAGUUUAGCAGUGAGCUCCUGGAGGACUUGGAGGGCUGCAGCAGUGCAGGGGGCAUCGCCGAGUGCUUCGUGCAAAGGAGCGAAGAUUUUGACAUCUACACAUUGUACUGCAUGAACUACCCGAGCUCCCUGGCCCUGCUCCGAGAGCUGUCACUGUCCCCGCCAGCCACUGUGUGGCUGCAGGAGCGUCAGGCCCAGCUCCGUCACUCCCUGCCUCUGCAGAGCUUCUUGCUGAAGCCUGUUCAGCGCAUCCUGAAGUACCAUCUCCUGCUGCAGGAACUGGGCAAGCACUGGGCAGAAGGCCCAGACACCGGAGGGCGAGAGAUGGUGGAGGAAGCCAUCGUGUCCAUGACUGCAGUGGCCUGGUACAUCAAUGACAUGAAGCGCAAGCAAGAGCAUGCAGCACGCCUGCAGGAAGUGCAGCGGCGGCUGGGUGGCUGGACUGGCCCGGAGCUCAGUGCCUUUGGAGAGCUGGUCCUGGAAGGCACCUUCCGUGGGGGAGGCGGGGGAGGCCCAAGGCUUCGUGGGGGUGAGCGCCUGCUCUUCCUGUUCUCCCGGAUGCUGCUGGUAGCCAAGCGUCGGGGGCCUGAAUACACCUACAAGGGUCACAUCUUUUGUUGUAACCUGAGCGUAAGCGAGACUCCUCGAGAUCCCCUAGGAUUUAAGGUGUCAGACCUGACCAUCCCCAAGCACAGACACCUGUUUCAGGCCAAGAACCAAGAAGAGAAGCGGUUGUGGAUCCACUGUCUCCAGCGCCUCUUCUUCGAGAACCACCCGGCUUCCAUCCCUGCCAAGGCAAAGCAAGUUCUCUUGGAAAACAGCCUGCACUGUGCCCCCAAAAGCAAACACAUCCCAGAACCCCCAACAUCCCCUCUGGACUCUCCCCGACCUCGAGAUGCUCGAAGUUUUACCCCCAGCAGAAGGAACCCAGCUCCAUCUCCAAGACUUUCUGGCAGUCGCCGUGGCCGCAGGCAGUCUGGUGAGUGCCCACUCCUCAAAGGGGUCCCAGGAAUGCCAGGGAGCCUGGCCUCCUGAUAUCCUUUUUCCUUCCCCCUAGAGCCACCAAAGGACCCUUAUGUCAUUCUUCCCCAGAACGAUAAGCCUCAAGUCAAGCAUGCUGGCAGUGAAGGUGAACUCCAUCCCCCGUCUGAGUUGCAGCCACCAGUAUCUGCUCCUGGCCCCCCUGAAGACCUGGAGGAUGCUGGGCCCCCCACAUUGGACCCGUCGGGGACGUCCAUAACUGAGGAAAUUCUAGAACUGCUGAACCAGAGAGGCCUCAGGGACUCGGGGCCAGCCACCCACGACAUUCCCAAGUUCCCCAGAGACUCCAGGGUGCCCGUUGAAAGUGAAACCCUCCCGUUCCAAGCUCUGCCCAGCCGAGAGUCUUCGGAAGAGGAGGAGGAUGAAGAGCUGGAGAAAGAUGAACGGGAGCCUUCCCCGCUCCAUGUCUUAGAGGGGCUGGAAGGUUCCGGUGCAGCUGAAGUUCCCUGCAUUCCCAGCCUUCCGAAGAUUCCCAGUGACAUGCCCGACCUUCCAGAAAUUCCCGAGGCUCCCUGCCCUCCAAGUCUCUCUGACAUCCCUGGUGUUUUUGAGGUGCCCUGCCUUUCACCCAUGUCCAGUGUGCCUGACAUUCCCAGCUUGGCCAACACCCCUUCCUUCCCCUGUGGCUCCUGGCUCCCUGGACCCCUGCAGGAGGCAGCCCAGUCUCAAGCCACCAGGAGGGAACUGUUGACUGGGAGCAACCUGGGAAGACUGAGUGAGCCACCCUCAGAAAGCAGAGCCGGGCAGGAGGAAGACACAGAAGGCGUGUCCUUCCCAGCUGUGCAGACCCAGGAUGGCACCCCAGUCCAAGGAUUCCCGGAAGAACUGGAAUACCGCUCCUGUUCAGAAAUCCGGAGUGCCUGGCAAGCACUGGAGCAGGGGCAGCUGGCCCGGCCUGGCUUCCCAGAACCUCUGCUGAUCCUGGAGGACUCUGAUCUUAGUGGAGGCAGCACCAGUGGGAAGACAGGAAUGCCACAUUCAGAGCGGUCAGCGUCACGGGUGCGAGAGUUGGCUCGGCUCUACAGCGAGCGGAUCCAGCAGAUGCAGCGAGCUGAGACUAGGGCAUCCACCAAUGCACCCCGCCGCAGACCUCGAGUCCUGGCCCAACCCCAGCCAUGCCCUUGCCCACCCCAGGAAGAGGCUGAACCAGGGGCCCUGCCUGCAUUUGGACAUGUGCUUGUAUGUGAGCUGGCCUUCCCACUGAACUGUGCCCAGGAGUCUGUCCCUCUGGGCCCUGCUGCUCUGGUUCAAGCUGCCACACCUUUGUGUACACAAGGAGAUGACCUGAGUGGCCAGAGUCUGACUGUUUCAGAUUUGCCCAAGCAAGGCCAUCUGAGUAAUAACUGCAUUCCACCUCCUGUCCCUUUGCCUGGGCAAAGCAACUUCCAGAGCCUCCAGGGUCCAUCUGCAUCCCUUUUGCCCAAGCAAGACCCUCCAGAUGUUCAGCUCCCAACUGCCUCAACCCUGCCUGAUACAGGCCAGCUGCAAGUUCCAGCUGCCGCUCCUUCAACUGAGCGUAGAAACUAUGUGGAGAUCCAGGUUCAGUCCACCACCACUUCCCUUCCUGGCCAAGAGUGUCCGGCAGACUUUCAGAUGCCAACCACUGCGGCAUUGCCCAGGCAAGAAGGUCAUGAAGACAGCCGAAGCCCAAACAAUGCUCCAGGAGCCGAGCGAAGAGAUGUCGGCGUCGAUCAGGGCCCCACUGCUGUUGAUGGCCAAGCUGUCAGCCCUCUGCCAGCGUGCACAAGCAGCCCUGACCAUCAGAUCCCAGCCACCCCGCUGCCAUUGUCACCUGACGUCCCAGACAUGGAGGGUGCUGGUGCCUUACCUCUGCCCGCACAGCAAGGUCAUCCAGACUGCUGCGUCCCAUGCAACCCUCUACCAUCUCUGCCCCAAGACGUUCAGACGCCAACCGCCAUCCCCAUGUCCCAGCCUCAAGGCCUUACAGACGUCAGGGCCAAAGUGCCCCCGUCUUUCCCCACACAGGAGGAAGCUCCAGCGUUUCUGGGUCCAGAGCCCAGCCUCACAGACACCCCAGCUCCCAGACUCUUACCUUCACCAGGCCAACAGAACACCACAGAUGGCCAUGUUUCAACAGCUGCCGUGCCUUGCCCUGAACAAGGAUGCCCUCAAGAUCUUCAAGGCCUAGUGACUUCCCCGGUCCAGACGACCGUGGAGUUAUCCAAACCAAGGGGUUUAGUCUCUCGGGUUGCCACGUCAGAGUCUCUGGACUUGACCCCGCCACAUAGCCCCUCGCUCUCCACUCGCCAGCUCCUGGGCCCCAGCGCAGCUGCCCUCUCAAGGUACCUGGCAGCUUCGUACAUCAGCCAGAGCUUGGCUCGGCGCCAGGGCCCUGGGGGAGAGGGCAUGGCAGCCUCCCAGGGUCACUGGUCCUCCUCUGCCCCCACAUCACGGGCACCUUCACCCCCACCUCAGCCCCAGCCCCCAGCUCCUCCAGCCAGGAGGCUCAGCUAUGCGACCACAGUGAGCAUUCAGGUAGGAGGUGGUGGGCGGCUACGACCAGCUAGAGCUCAGGUCCGACUAAACCACCCUGCUCUCUUGGCAGCCCCCCACCCAGGAGCCUGCGGGCCUUCCCCAGGCCCAGGAGGCUCCUGAUGCUACUUUUCAUAUGUAAGCCUGGACACUGGCUUCAAGAACAUUCACCAGGUGCCCACCCAUCCCUAUGACAUCCAGAGUCUGGACAUGGGUCCAGAAGUGGCUGUAGCUUUCUAGCUCCAGGAAUCUGCCCACAGAUGGCCCUCCUGAGGGCGUGGUUAUUUUGUUAAUUAAUUUUAUAAAAUGCUGUGGUUUUGCCUUU
Molecule: messenger RNA, 5029 nt
Organism: Rattus rattus (black rat)
Lineage: Eukaryota; Metazoa; Chordata; Mammalia; Rodentia; Muridae
Gene: Plekhg2
Product: pleckstrin homology and RhoGEF domain containing G2
Exons: 18
Molecular function (GO): guanyl-nucleotide exchange factor activity
Source: RefSeq, a predicted model, not a curated record